Molecule: messenger RNA, 2951 nt
Organism: Sebastes umbrosus (honeycomb rockfish)
Lineage: Eukaryota; Metazoa; Chordata; Actinopteri; Perciformes; Sebastidae
Gene: pex5lb
Product: peroxisomal biogenesis factor 5-like b
Exons: 14
Coding region: 369-2288 (639 amino acids)
Biological process (GO): protein import into peroxisome matrix, docking
Cellular component (GO): peroxisomal membrane; cytosol
Molecular function (GO): protein binding
Source: RefSeq, a predicted model, not a curated record
GAUGUCGCCGUGUGUUUCCGGUGUUUCCUGGGCUGCUUGUCUUCGGAGCCGCUCGGGGCGGCUCGGCUCCGCUCGGUUUAUUUUCCUCCAGCCCUCCACCGGAGCGGAGUGAUGAGAACCGGACCCGCCGCUGUGCUGUCGGACAGGCGGGAACCACAGCGGACCGGGAGCACCCACCGGGAGCACCGACCGGGACCACCGACCGGGACCACCGACCGGGACAUCCCCGUUAUUCUGCGGCGGUUUCAGAGCUGAGAGGCCAGGGAGAGAUACCGAGCGGCUCGUUGCGGUGGAGCCGGGCUGUGGUGCACUGCCGGCGGCUGCGGCUCCAGGCUGCACCCCGCUGGACGGCGAAGGACUGAGGAGACAUGUACCAGGUCCAGGGGAAAGGGCAAAGGGUCGUUGCCAUGGUGCUGAAGGAGCUUCCUGCUAAAAAGGCAUCCUCAGAAGGAAACCCCCUCCUCACCGUGACAACCAAGCUGGUCCGGGAGCAGCAGGAGAGUCGACCCCUGCUGAGUCCCUCCAUCGAUGACUUCCUGUCAGAGAGCCGGAGCGACGCCCCCCCCAUCCGACCUCUCACCUCCAACACAGCAGUUCUGUCCACAGCUCUGGACCUGGUGGACCUCAGUGAGCCGGGGGACGACGGCGGCGGCGGCGGCGUGAGUAGUGGUGGUGGUGGUAGCAGCGGCAGCGGCGGCGUGAGUAGUGGUGGCGGCGGCGGCGGCGGCGUGAGUAGUGGUGGCGGCGGCGGCAGUAACAAGGACCAGAGGAGGAGUCCUCUGAGGAGGAAGGGCAGCUCGAGGAGCCCUCGGCGCCGGACGAGACCUGAUGAGACGGAGCUGAUCCAGGUGGAGGUGGAACACCUGCCGGACAGCCCCAGAACACCUGAGAGGAUCUCUCUGGACUCAGUCAGUCUGUCCUCUCCUCUGGACAAAUGGGACGAGGUGAACCUGGACGUGGAGGACGGAGGACGCAGGAGGAGACACGAGAAGAGAUGCACCUCCCACCACUCCUCCAGUGAACUGCUUUGGUCUGCAGAGUUUAAAACGGAUCCUCUAACCAAGAACUCCUUCGACAUCCACAGCUUCGAUGACCUCGACUUCAUAUCUUCAACACAGGACAGCGCGGCGUCCCGACAGCGCCGACGGACUCGUUCCCUUCUGGCCAGAAACGAGUCUCUGGAGGACGAGUUUGUCAGAGCGAAGGCUGCUGUGGAGUCGGACACAGAGUUCUGGGAUAAGAUGCAGGCGGAGUGGGAGGAGCUGGCUCGGAGGAACUGGCUGGAGGAGUCUGAGGGUCAGGGGUCGGUCCAGCCCUCCGUCUCACCUGUAGAGAAGGUCUACUUCUUCAACACCAACAACCCGUACCGGGACUGGCCCAGCGCCUUCGCCGAGGGUCAGGAGAAAGCUCGGGAGGGAGACCUGAACGCCGCCGUCCUGCUGCUGGAGGCCGCCAUCCUGCAGGACCCGCAGGACUCUGAGGCGUGGCAGGUGUUAGGGACGACUCAGGCUGAGAACGAGAACGAACAGGCCGCCAUCGUGUCCCUGCAGAGGUGUCUGGAGCUCCGCCCCAACAACCUGCCGGCUCUCAUGGCGCUCGCUGUCAGCUUCACCAACAGCGGCGUGCAGCGGGAGGCCUGCGACGCUCUGCGACGCUGGAUCAGCCACAACCCCCGAUACAAACACCUGGUCCUGGACCGCAGGAGCCCGCUACGGGGCUCCCCGGCCACGCCUCGCAGGGGCCCCCACACCUCCACGCCGGCCAGGUCUGAGCUGCAGGACGUCCUGCUUCUCUUCCAGGAUGCGGCUCUGUUGAAUCUGGACUGUGUGGAUCCAGACCUGCAGACUGGACUCGGGGUCCUCUUCAACCUCGGCUCUGACUUCAACAGAGCUGUGGAGGCUUUCACUGCAGCGCUGUCCGUCAGACCACAGGACUACCUGCUGUGGAACCGUCUGGGUGCAACGCUGGCGAACGGAGACCGCAGUGAGGAGGCGGUGGAGGCGUACACCAGAGCUCUGGAGCUGCAGCCCGGAUUCAUCCGGUCCAGAUACAACCUGGGGAUCAGCUGCAUCAACCUGGGAGCUCACAGGGAGGCGGUCAGUAACUUCCUGACGGCAUUGAACCAGCAGAGGCAGAGUCAGCGCUGUAGCCAUCAGCAGAUGUCGGCUAACAUCUGGGCCGCCCUGCGAAUCGCCAUCUCCAUGAUGGACCAACCCGAGCUGGUCCAGGCUGCCAGCGUCGGGGACCUGGACCUGCUGAUGAGGGCCUUCGACGUGGGCGACGUCUGACGGUGGACUGACGGUGUCGGGGGUCGUUCAGAGGACGUGUUGUCUCCUAGAAACAGUGGACCGGAGGUGGAGACGCUGGAUGAGGACAGUUUGGUUUGAAACCAAAGAGACGACGACGACAGCUGCAGGAAAAUCCUUUGCAAUAUAACAGCACAACCCUUUAGCUUCCUGUACGAACACCGUUUAUAACUGUUGCCUCGCCGCCGACGGAGAGACGAUCAGCUUUAAUAAUGAUAUCAUAAUAACUGUCCAGAAUAUGAGUUUAUCAAGUGUUCAUUUAAAGAGCAGGCUGGCUGCACUGAACGUUUUACAUCACUGCACCACGCUGCGUUAGAGGUCAACACGCUGCGUUAGAGGUCAACACGCUGUGUUAGAGGUCAACACGCUGCGUUAGAGGUCAACACGCUGCGUUAGAGGUCAACACGCUGUGUUAGAGGUCAACACGCUGUGUUAGAGGUCAACACGCUGCGUUAGAGGUCGACCUCUGAUUUAGAGGUCAACCUCUGAUUUCAACACAUCAACAGCUCUUUGUUCUCUCUUUUACAUGUGAUCAUAUUUGAGUAUGAAGCCUCUGUUCAGGCCCUGAACACAGCUCCGUCUACACGUAUACACAUAUCUAAAAUAAACUAAUACAAAUAAUCUGUCUACACUCACACGCUAAAA